CACACUGCGAAACGGCCGCCGCAUUUUUGAAAACAUGGCAGCCCAGAUGGCAACAACGAAGGUUCCGGAGGUGCGUGACAUCACCAGGAUAGAGAGAAUCGGAGCGCAUUCUCAUAUCCGUGGCCUUGGGCUGGAUGAUGCCUUGGAACCUCGUCAGGUUUCCCAGGGGAUGGUUGGCCAGCUGGCAUCCCGUCGGGCAGCGGGCUUAAUCCUGGAGAUGAUCAAGGACGGGCACAUUGCAGGACGAGCUGUCCUCAUCGCAGGCCAGCCUGGCACUGGGAAAACCGCCAUCGCCAUGGGUAUUGCUCAGUCUCUUGGACCGGACACACCUUUCACAGCUCUUGCUGGAAGCGAGAUCUUUUCUUUGGAGAUGAGUAAGACUGAAGCCCUCAGCCAAGCUUUUCGGAAAGCCAUCGGAGUGAGGAUCAAGGAAGAAACGGAGAUCAUCGAGGGAGAAGUUGUAGAGAUCCAAAUUGAUAGACCAGCAACCGGAACAGGCACCAAGGUGGGCAAACUGACCCUGAAAACAACAGAAAUGGAGACCAUUUAUGACCUGGGCAGCAAAAUGAUCGAGAGCCUCAGUAAAGAGCGGGUACAAGCAGGGGAUGUGAUCACGAUCGAUAAAGCCACGGGGAAGAUCACAAAGCUCGGCCGCUCCUUCACCCGAGCCAGAGACUACGAUGCCAUGGGAGCACAGACGCAGUUUGUCCAGUGUCCGGAGGGAGAGUUACAGAAGCGCAAAGAGGUGGUCCACACGGUCUCCCUCCACGAAAUCGACGUCAUCAACAGCCGCACACAAGGCUUCCUUGCCCUUUUCUCAGGUGACACUGGCGAGAUCAAGUCGGAGGUCCGAGAGCAGAUCAACGCUAAAGUGUCCGAGUGGAGAGAGGAGGGAAAGGCUGAAAUCAUACCAGGGGUGCUCUUCAUUGAUGAGGUGCACAUGUUGGACAUUGAGUGCUUCUCCUUCCUGAACCGAGCUCUGGAGAGUGAUCUGUCUCCUGUCCUCAUCAUGGCCACUAACAGAGGCAUCACCCGGAUCCGAGGGACAAACUACCAGAGCCCUCAUGGCAUCCCCCUGGACAUGCUGGACCGCCUGCUGAUCAUCGCCACCUCCCCCUACACAGAGAAGGAGACUCGGCAGAUUCUCAAGAUCCGGUGUGAGGAGGAGGACGUGGAGCUGAGCGAGGAGGCCCACACGGUUCUGACCCGCAUCGGGCUGGAGACCUCCCUGCGUUACGCCAUCCAGCUGAUCAGCACGGCCGGGCUGGUGUGCCGCAAACGCAGAGGAACAGAAGUGCAGGUUGAGGAUAUCAAGAGGGUGUAUUCACUCUUCCUGGAUGAGUCUCGAUCCUCGCAGUACAUGAAGGAGUACCAGGAUUCCUUCCUCUUCAACGAAGCGCAAGGAACUCAGAUGGAAACGUCAUAAUGAAACGGAUUAAGAGAAUUCCUUUUUUUACCGAGUGUAUGUGAAAUUCAAGCUUUUCCCUCCGUGUGAAGUUUGAACCCUUUUGACUGUAAUUCCCCUCUGUUGGUGUUCAUGGUCAUAUUACAGUGUUUGGAUGUUUUUCAUUGUUUCGUGGGACAUGAACUGAGUUGAAAUUUACACAUUAAAUUCUCAUUUUUCACUAAGUUCCUUUCAUCUCCAUUCUUCCUUUUUUUGCCUCUACAUCUUUCUUUGUACUGUAGGUUUUCGGAUUUGUAUGAUUGGGAUUUAAGUUGGGUGGAUGACUCUUUUGAAAAAACAAUUUCCCCAGAAACCAAUUGGAUAAAUUGGCCUCUGACA
This is a messenger RNA of Megalops cyprinoides (Indo-Pacific tarpon), 1783 nucleotides long. RefSeq names its product RuvB-like AAA ATPase 2 (gene ruvbl2). Gene Ontology annotation, molecular function: ATP hydrolysis activity; DNA helicase activity; ATP binding. The record is from RefSeq and is a predicted model, not a curated record. Gene Ontology annotation, cellular component: Swr1 complex; NuA4 histone acetyltransferase complex; Ino80 complex. Gene Ontology annotation, biological process: chromatin remodeling; box C/D snoRNP assembly; regulation of transcription by RNA polymerase II. Lineage: Eukaryota; Metazoa; Chordata; Actinopteri; Elopiformes; Megalopidae. The coding region runs from base 35 to 1426 and encodes 463 amino acids. The transcript has 15 exons.